Galeopterus variegatus (Sunda flying lemur) is the source of this 2398-nucleotide messenger RNA. It is a transcript of the gene AASS, whose product is annotated as aminoadipate-semialdehyde synthase. The record is from RefSeq and is a predicted model, not a curated record. The transcript is spliced from 21 exons. The coding region runs from base 22 to 2388 and encodes 788 amino acids. Gene Ontology annotation, cellular component: cytoplasm. NCBI's taxonomy places the organism in Eukaryota, Metazoa, Chordata, Mammalia, Dermoptera, Cynocephalidae. Gene Ontology annotation, molecular function: saccharopine dehydrogenase activity.
CGACUUAUUGAUUAUGAGAAAAUGGUGGAUCACAGAGGAACACGGGUGGUGGCAUUUGGACAAUGGGCAGGUGUGGCAGGGAUGAUCAACAUUUUACAUGGAAUGGGUUUAAGGCUCCUUGCUUUGGGACAUCACACACCGUUUAUGCACAUUGGCAUGGCUCAUAACUACAGGAACAGCAGUCAGGCUGUGCAAGCCGUCCGUGACGCUGGCUAUGAAAUAUCUCUGGGGUUGAUGCCAAAGUCAAUAGGGCCCUUAACAUUUGUGUUCACGGGGACUGGUAAUGUAUCCAAGGGAGCCCAAGAAAUCUUUAAUGAGCUACCCUGUGAGUAUGUGGAGCCCCAUGAAUUAAAAGAAGUUUCCCAAACUGGAGACCUCAGAAAAGUAUAUGGGACAGUGUUAAGUCGCCAUCACCAUCUUGUCAGAAAAACAGAUGGCAUUUACGAUCCUGUGGAGUAUGACAAAUAUCCUGAGCGCUACAUAAGUCGUUUUAAUACUGAUAUUGCACCCUAUACAACUUGUUUAAUUAAUGGAAUCUACUGGGAACAAAACACCCCUCGCCUACUAACCCGCCAAGAUGCUCAGAGUCUCCUGGCUCCAAGCAAGUCCUCAGUUGCUGGUGUUGAAGGCUGCCCCACUUUACCACACAAACUUGUGGCAAUAUGUGACAUUUCAGCUGACACAGGAGGAUCAAUAGAGUUUAUGACUGAGUGUACAACAAUAGAGCGUCCCUUCUGCAUGUAUGAUGCAGACCAGCAUAUUAUUCAUGACAGUGUUGAAGGCUCUGGGAUUCUGAUGUGUUCCAUUGACAAUCUGCCGGCGCAGCUUCCAAUUGAAGCUACAGAAUACUUUGGAGACAUGCUUUACCCUUACGUUGAAGAAAUGAUAUUAUCAGAUGCAACACAGCCUCUUGAAAGUCAAAAUUUUUCUCCUGUGGUGCGAGAUGCAGUGAUUACAUCCAACGGUAGAUUGCCUGAUAAAUAUAAAUAUAUCCAGAAACUCCGGGAGAACAGGGAACAUACUGGGUCACUUUCAAUGGGCACCAAGAAAAAGGUCUUGAUUCUUGGAUCUGGCUACGUGUCUGAGCCUGUAUUAGAAUACCUGUCAAGAGAUGGCAAUAUAGAAAUAACAGUAGGCUCUGACAUGAAGAAUCAAAUUGAACAGUUAGGCAAAAAAUAUAAUAUUAAUCCCAUUAGCAUGGACAUUGUUAAACAAGAAGAGAAGUUGGGCGUCUUGGUGGCAACACAGGAUCUUGUCAUCAGCUUGUUGCCUUAUGUAUUGCAUCCUCUUGUGGCCAAGGCAUGCAUCACCAGCAAAGUUAACAUGGUCACUGCAAGCUAUAUAACACCAGCGCUGAAAGAAUUGGAAAAGAGUGUGGAAGAUGCUGGCAUCACAAUUAUUGGUGAAUUGGGAUUGGAUCCUGGUCUUGAUCAUAUGCUGGCAAUGGAAACAAUAGAUAAGGCCAAAGAAGUGGGAGCCACGAUUGAGUCUUUUAUUUCCUACUGCGGUGGGCUUCCAGCCCCUGAACAUUCCGAUAAUCCUUUGAGAUAUAAAUUUAGCUGGAGUCCAGUGGGAGUUUUGAUGAACGUAAUGCAGCCUGCCACCUAUCUGCUCGAUGGAAAGGUUGUGAACGUUGCAGGGGGAGUCUCCUUUCUCGAUGCAGUUACACCCAUGGAUUAUUUCCCAGGAUUAAAUUUGGAAGGCUAUCCUAACAGAGACAGCACAAAAUAUGCUGAGAUUUAUGGCAUUCUGUCUGCUCACACUUUGUUGCGGGGGACACUGAGAUAUAAGGGAUAUGCCAAAGCUUUAAACGGAUUUGUAAAAUUGGGUCUGAUAAACAGAGAAGCAUUUCCUGCCCUUCAACCUGAGGCCAGCCCUCUCACAUGGAAAGAACUCCUCUGUGACCUAGUUGAGAUUUCACGUUCCUCCAAGCACGAUGUGCUUAAGGAAGUUGUCCUUAAGAAACUAGGAGGGGACAAUACCCAGCUGGAGGCCGCUGAAUGGUUGGGCUUACUUGGGGAUGAACAAGUCCCUCAGGCAGAGUCCAUCGUAGAUGCACUCUCUAAGCAUUUGGCCAUAAAACUUUCCUACGGCCCUGAAGAAAAAGAUAUGAUUAUAAUGAGAGACAACUUUGGAAUCAGACAUCCUUCUGGACAUUUAGAAAAUAAAACUAUUGAUCUUGUGGUUUAUGGGGAUGUCAAUGGCUUUUCAGCCAUGUCUAAAACUGUCGGGUUACCCACCGCCAUGGCAGCCAAAAUGUUGCUUGACGGUGAAAUUGAAGCCAAAGGUCUGAUGGGGCCUUUUUCAAAGGAGAUCUAUGGACCAAUACUGGAGCGAAUUAAAGCAGAAGGCAUCAUAUAUACUACGCAGAGCACAAUUAAACCAUAAUUGGAAAUUA